AUGGAAUUACUUCGUAAAGCAGUUGGCGAUAAUUGGUCGAAACCAGAUGGUUAUGAUACUAAAAAUAUGACAAGAGCGGUGAGUGAAGAAGAAUGGAAAAUUAUGGAUGAAAAAUUCAAUGAUAUGUCUGGUGGUUUCAUGUUGAUCGAAACAUCAAAAGAAGAUAUGGCUAAAGUUGAAGAUUUGUUACAAGUAAAGCGUGGCUUUUUCGGAACAUCUGCUAUGAUCAAAACAAUCGAAAGAUAUUGUCGUAAAUGUGGAAGAGAAAAUAACUUUUUAGAUGUUGUUACUACUGGUCUACGUGUACAUAAGCCAGAAUUUCUGGCUGAUGUUUUGUCUGGCAAACAUGGACCAAUACUCAAUACACAUCAAACACAACGUUGUUUUUGCUAUGAAUGUGGUGAAGAAUUACCCCAACAAGCGGCAAAAUAUUCAUCGCCAAAAGUUGUUCGAGAUGGUAUUUCAGUCAGUGGCUACACGUGGAAUUGGCCAUUCUAG
Messenger RNA from Rotaria sp. Silwood2, 498 nucleotides. The record is from the annotation of a GenBank genome assembly. NCBI's taxonomy places the organism in Eukaryota, Metazoa, Rotifera, Eurotatoria, Philodinida, Philodinidae.